Messenger RNA from Striga asiatica, 2250 nucleotides. The record is from the annotation of a GenBank genome assembly. NCBI's taxonomy places the organism in Eukaryota, Viridiplantae, Streptophyta, Magnoliopsida, Lamiales, Orobanchaceae.
GCCUGAACUUCAUUUUUGUCAACUCUCUCUCAACUCACGCAUCAGACAUCUCAACGUCGGGGUUUCUAUCUCUCUCGUCGCUCUCCCUCAGGCUCAGCCCGCUCUUCGUCACCGGCCUCAAUUUAAGUCAGCUCUCAGUCUCUCUCAGUCUUCUUCUUUCCUCUUCCCAUUCGCUCUCUUUCUUCAUUGUGACCAAGAACCCUUAGUUUAUCUUCAAAUUGAUUUUUAUUUUGAGUCUUCAAUUUUUUUUUUUUCAAAUCUUCAAAUUGAUUUUUUUUGCCGANUUUUUUUUUUUGAGUCUUGUGCCUAUCUAGAGUUCACGAGCAUCAGCAUCCGCCUUCUACAACUAGACUCAGCCUUCAAAUUGAUUUUUUCUUUUUUGAUUUUUUAGUUUUUUGCGGUUUAAUCGAAACUGCACAGAAUCAAACCGAAAAUUUCGAUGCGGUUUUAGUUCAGUUUUUCCUCCAAACUCGGUGCGGUUCGAUUUGAAAAAAUUAUAUUUUCGGUCUUCAUUUUUUUUUCCGGUUCGGUGCGGUUCGAUGAAGAACCGAACCGCGCCGAUGCUCACCCUAGUAAGAUCUAAUGACCUCUAAUUAUUUUAUUAAAUUAUCUUCAUUCAAGCAGAAAAAGUGCUACGUGGUGGGUAGCCCACCAACCUUGGACUGAUACUCGAUUUAAUUUUAUUUUAUAUUUUGUUUUCUUUAAAUCAAAUACAAUAUACUAAAAUUAAAUGCAGAAUCGUAAUAAAAUUCUUUCUAACCCACAUCCUUCAUCAGUUCAUCUGUUCACAAUUGGGUCAAUUACUUCUAAUCAUUAUAUCAGAUUCAUAUAAUCUUUCUUUUUUUCUGGGUUGGGUCUCUUUGUCAACGCCAUUUGUGUGUGUAGAAUCUGUUUUUUUGUUUUUUUUCAGCUUCAUUUACCUUCAAACCAUUUAUACAGCCAAAUUCUUCAAGCAAAAGGGUACCUUUUUUUAACCCAGAAAAUUAUCCUUUGUUGCUGGUGACAAAAUUCAGAUCUUGUUAAAGGUUGCUUUUUUGCCCAUUUGGAUCUUUCUUUGUUAAGCUGAAUCUAUCUCUCUCUCACUCACACACACACACACACACUCAGAGGUAAUUUUGAUUCUUGAAUAUAAUCUGUGUUGGAUCUUUUUUACAAUCUUACACAGGGUUUUUGAUGCCCCUUUAUUUAUCCCAACUUGCUGUUGAAAUAUUUAAGUGGUUAAUGAUUAUUGUGAUCCAUAAAAAACUUAUGAUUUGUAGGGUGCCUUUAAAAAAAAAAAUCAUGUAUAUAUAGCUCUGAAACAAGUCAUUAACAUGCUUGAGGACAUGCUUCAAUUGGGAUUCAAUACUGUACAAUUAACAAUUUUGAUCCCUUUUAAUGUUCUUUUUAGCUUUUACAAUUUGAUGGUUUUGCAGAGGAUUUAAUUAAAUAAAUUAGGUCACACGACAUGGGAGGUGUAGUUGCUAAGGAAGGAUCUCACACGAAUUUGGAGCCUAAAACGAAGCUCGAGGCCAAAGUAAUCGAGGCUCUGCGAAAGCGGGAAGCAAAGGGGAGUUCUAUCAUAUCCUUCAACAGCAUUAUUCUAAAGUUUCCCAAGAUUGAUGAAAGCUUUCAAAAAUGCAAGACAACAUUCGAAGAAUUCGAUGAAGAUAGUAAUGGCGCAAUAGAUCCUCAAGAGCUAAAAAGCUGCUUUCGGAAGCUUGAGCUUACUUUCACCGAUGAGGAAAUAAACGACUUAUUUGAGGCUUGCGAUAUAAAUGAAGACAUGAGAAUCAAUUUCAAUGAAUUUAUUGUCCUUCUUUGCCUUGUUUAUCUUCUCAAGGAAGAUCAAACCAGUGAGCAAGCUAUAGGAAUGUCGAGCCUAAGGGCCACAUUUGAAACUAUAGUCGACACGUUUGUUUUCUUGGAUAAAAACGGGGAUGGAUGUGUUAGCAGAGAUGAAAUGAUUGAUGCCAUUAACGAGACCACUUUGGGAGAGAGAUCUUCCGGGAGAAUAGCCAUGAAAAGAUUUGAGGAGAUGGAUUGGGACAAAAAUGGAAUGGUGAACUUUAAGGAGUUUCUAUUUGCAUUCACACGUUGGGUCGGGAUUGAAGAUGUCGACGAAAAUGAUGAUGAUGAUGAUGAAGGGUCGAAAAAUAUUCGAUGUGAAAGCUCGCAAUAAAUAGUUGUAUUUUAUGUGAUUUUUGUGACUUUUGCUGUCAGUUGAAGGCCUUUGUGAGGUGUUGUGUUCCUGUUAUUGAUGAGCCUCUG